AUGGGCCCUUUGACCUUCGGCGAUAUAACAACAGCUAUUGCAUUUAUAUCUGUCCUUGGUCUAAUCAUGACAUACGAUCACAUAACCCUCAUCAAACAAAAACUCGACGCCCUCAACACCAGGCUCACCGGGGCAAUACGGCAAGCAGAGGCGGCAGAAGCAGAGGCCCGCCUGGCAGUCGAGAAAUACAACAUCAGCCGCAAGAAGAUAGCAAUGCUGGAAGAAAAACUGAACGACUACCAACGCGCGCUAAUGGAUGAGGUUGCUGCCAUUACCCAGCGCCAGGACCUGAGCACGGCCGUGGUCCGCCGAGGAGGAGAAAAAUGCCACCAGGGCAGCCUGAGCCGUCAGCUGUACGAGAUUCCGUCUGCUUCCUCACGCAGGACGGAUACGCUGUCGUAUAUUAGUAGGAAGACAACCAGAGGGACCAUUCUUUCUAAGGAUAUAUUUACACAGCAACAAGCGCACCCGCAACAGCACGCCGCUUCUGUUACUGCCACGCCUCGCGUUGCAGACAUCGUGCUGGGAGAGAUGUCACAACCACAACAUGUAGUAGUGCCCAGGGACAAUUCCGACUCAGGCAAGAGUUCAGUGCGAUCUGCUUUUGCGAGUUUCUCUGCCAAGAUACCCUGGAAACUGAGAACAAAGGAGCCACGGCCGCAGUGA
Molecule: messenger RNA, 666 nt
Organism: Histoplasma mississippiense
Lineage: Eukaryota; Fungi; Ascomycota; Eurotiomycetes; Onygenales; Ajellomycetaceae
Exons: 1
Coding region: 1-666 (221 amino acids)
Source: RefSeq, a predicted model, not a curated record